CCCACUUCUUUUUUCUGAGUACGCACAACUCAAUAGUCUAACCUCAGCCUAAAACCCAAAAGGCCAACACCCAUAAAUAAGUUCCCAAAGAAAGACAGUGUCAAUCAAAAAAAGUGGAAAAGAAGAGGAAAUCACACAGAAAAUGAAGAAAAUACCAUUGCUUCUGAUGGGCUGUGGUGGUGUUGGCCGCCAACUCCUCCACCACAUUGUUUCCUGUCGGCCCCUUCACUCCAAACAGGGCAUAAGGUUGAGAGUAGUGGGAGUUUGUGACAGCAAUUCUUUGGUUUUAGCAUUAGAUGUUUCCACAAAAGAAUUGGAUGAUGCAUCUUUAAUGGAAGUUUGCAGGAUUAAGUCCAGCGGAUCAUCUUUGCAUUCACUCAGUAAUUUUGGUGAUUGCCAAGUGUUUUCUGGUCAGGAAGUUGUAAAAAAAGCCAUUGACAUUGCUGAUCGAUUUGGUAAAUCAACAGGUUUGGCAUUUGUUGAUUGCUCUGCCAGUUCCAAGACUGUUGAAGUGCUAAACCAGGUGGCAGAUUUGGGUUGUUGUGUGGUGCUUGCCAACAAGAAGCCACUUACUGCUUCUUUGGAAGCCUAUGACAAGCUGGUGUCACACCCUCGUCGCAUCAGGCACGAGUCAACUGUUGGUGCUGGCCUUCCUGUUAUAGCAUCAUUAAAUCGUAUGAUUUCUUGUGGAGAUCCCAUCCAUUGCAUUAUUGGCAGUUUGAGUGGUACACUUGGAUAUGUAAUGUCUGAACUUGAGAAUGGAAAGCCAUUUAGCAAGGUUGUAAAUGCUGCAAAAAGCCUUGGCUACACUGAACCAGAUCCUCGAGAUGAUCUCAGUGGAAUGGAUGUUGCAAGGAAGGGUUUAAUCCUUGCUCGACUUCUUGGUCAUCGGCUUAGCUUGGAAAACAUCAAGAUUGAAAGCUUGUACCCCUUAGAAAUGGCACCUAAUGUGCUGCCUGUGGAGGACUUUUUGGUGAAUGGCCUUCCUUUGCUCGACAAGGACAUUCAAGAUAGGAUCACAAAAGCUUCUUCUAAGGGGAAGGUUCUCCGUUAUGUUUGUUUGAUAGAGAACAACAGGUGUGAAGUUGGUAUUCAAGAACUUGAAAAAGAUUCUCCAUUAGGAAGACUGAGAGGAAGUGACAAUUUGUUGGAGAUAUAUAGUCGCUGUUACAGGGAACAGCCAUUGGUUAUUCAAGGUGCUGGAGCAGGAAAUGACACCACUGCAGCAGGAGUGCUUGCUGAUAUUCUUGAUAUUCAAGAUCUAUUUUCUUGAUAGGAAAUUUUGUUGUCUUAUGUGCUAAAGGUCAAGGUAUCGUUGCUAUAUAUUUUCAGAUAGUUAGAACUUCCAUUUGGAGAUGAAACUCUUUGGCUUCCAGUGCAGAUAUAUAGCAGCCUGAACUUUGAGCACCAUUUCCAUUGACUACACUUCAACUUCCUGCUGAUAUGAUGUUCACAUAAUUUGGUUAACUUUUGUGCAGCUACACAAUGAUGAUGAAACUAUUCAACUACUUGAUGUG
Molecule: messenger RNA, 1517 nt
Organism: Coffea eugenioides
Lineage: Eukaryota; Viridiplantae; Streptophyta; Magnoliopsida; Gentianales; Rubiaceae
Product: bifunctional aspartokinase/homoserine dehydrogenase 1
Exons: 12
Coding region: 143-1273 (376 amino acids)
Biological process (GO): aspartate family amino acid biosynthetic process
Molecular function (GO): homoserine dehydrogenase activity; aspartate kinase activity
Source: RefSeq, a predicted model, not a curated record